Molecule: messenger RNA, 479 nt
Organism: Dentiscutata heterogama
Lineage: Eukaryota; Fungi; Glomeromycota; Glomeromycetes; Diversisporales; Gigasporaceae
Source: the annotation of a GenBank genome assembly
UCAUUUGCCAUAUUAAUAAUGUCUCCAAGUGCAGUUACACCCGGUAAUGGCAUCGGAAUUGCAAACUUACCGAACCAACGCCACAAGAUUGUAGCCAAGAGAGGAACCAACUUUACCUUGAUGGUUGUUGGUGAGUCCGGCCUCGGAAAAACAACCUUUAUCAAUACUCUUUUUACGACUACCAUUAAGGAAAAGAAAAAUCAAGCUAAACGACAUGCUAAGCAAACCGAAAAAACAGUUGAAAUUGAAAUAACAAAGGCUGAGCUAGAAGAAAAAAUGUUUAAUGUAAAACUUACAGUCAUUGAUACUCCUGGGUUUGGUGACUAUGUUAACAACCGAGAUAGUUGGUUACCAAUUGUCGAAUUUAUCGAUGACCAACAUGAGUCAUAUAUGCGUCAAGAACAGCAGCCACAUCGUAAAGAGAAAUUGGACAUGCGUGUUCAUGCUUGCCUUUAUUUCAUUCGCCCAACUGGACACAC